Gopherus flavomarginatus (Mexican gopher tortoise) is the source of this 1059-nucleotide messenger RNA. RefSeq names its product rhodopsin (gene RHO). Bases 1 to 1059 code for a protein of 352 amino acids. Gene Ontology annotation, molecular function: G protein-coupled receptor activity. Gene Ontology annotation, biological process: phototransduction; visual perception; G protein-coupled receptor signaling pathway. The record is from RefSeq and is a predicted model, not a curated record. NCBI's taxonomy places the organism in Eukaryota, Metazoa, Chordata, Testudines, Testudinidae. Gene Ontology annotation, cellular component: photoreceptor outer segment; membrane. The transcript has 5 exons.
AUGAAUGGAACAGAGGGUCCAAAUUUCUAUGUGCCCAUGUCCAACAAGACAGGGAUAGUACGGAGCCCAUUUGAGUAUCCGCAGUACUACCUUGCUGACCCAUGGAAGUUCUCUGCACUGUCUGCUUACAUGUUUCUGCUGAUUCUCCUUGGCUUCCCUGUCAACUUCCUGACUUUAUAUGUCACCAUCCAGCACAAGAAACUCCGGACGCCCCUCAACUACAUCCUUUUGAACCUGGCCUUUGCUAACCUCUUCAUGGUCUUUGGAGGAUUCACCACCACCAUGUACACCUCAAUGCAUGGUUAUUUUAUCUUUGGGACAACAGGCUGCAACGUUGAAGGUUUCUUUGCUACACUGGGUGGUGAAAUAGCUCUGUGGUCCCUAGUAGUCUUGGCCAUUGAAAGAUAUGUGGUUGUCUGCAAGCCCAUGAGCAACUUCCGAUUUAGUGAGACCCAUGCCCUCAUGGGUGUCAUUUUCACCUGGGUCAUGGCCCUGGCCUGUGCUGCUCCUCCACUAUUUGGAUGGUCUAGGUACAUCCCAGAGGGUUUGCAGUGCUCAUGUGGAAUUGAUUAUUACACUCUGAAACCUGAGGUCCACAAUGAAUCUUUUGUCAUCUACAUGUUUGUGGUUCACUUCCUCAUUCCACUGAUCAUCAUUUCCUUCUGUUAUGGGCGCCUGGUCUGCACUGUUAAAGAGGCUGCAGCUCAGCAACAGGAAUCUGCCACCACCCAGAAAGCCGAGAGAGAAGUUACUCGCAUGGUCAUCAUCAUGGUUAUUUCAUUCCUCAUUUGCUGGGUCCCCUAUGCCAGUGUGGCUUUCUACAUUUUCACCCACCAGGGAUCUGACUUUGGCCCUGUCUUCAUGACUAUCCCAGCUUUCUUCGCCAAGAGCUCUGCUAUCUACAACCCAGUGAUUUACAUUGUAAUGAACAAACAGUUCCGUAACUGCAUGAUCACCACCAUUUGCUGUGGAAAGAACCUGCUGGGUGAUGACGACGCUUCUGCUGGCACCAAGACAGAGACUUCUUCAGUCUCCACCAGCCAGGUUUCUCCUGCGUAG